AAGUCCCAAACACACUACACUCACAGUGUAUUUCGUGAGCAAGAAGAAAAAACAACAACAAAAGAGUCUUCUUCCUUUUCCUUUUGAGCGAGAGAGAGAGAGAGAGAGAGUAAUAGAAAGAAAGGAAGAAGAAAAAGAGGGUAUUGUAUUGUUUGUAAUUGGGGUUUAACAAUUCACAAUGUUCAGAAACCAGUACGACACCGACGUCACCACAUGGAGCCCGGCCGGUCGACUCUUCCAAGUCGAGUACGCCAUGGAGGCCGUCAAGCAAGGCUCCGCCGCAAUCGGCCUCCGAUCCAAGACCCACGUCGUCCUCGCCUGCGUCAACAAGGCUAACUCCGAACUCUCUUCUCACCAGAAGAAGAUCUUCAAGGUUGAUGACCACAUCGGCGUCGCCAUCGCCGGACUCACCGCUGACGGCCGUGUCCUCUCCCGCUACAUGCGAUCCGAGUGUAUCAACUACUCUUACACCUAUGAAUCCCCUCUCCCCGUUGGGAGGCUCGUCGUUCACCUCGCCGACAAGGCCCAGGUGUGCACCCAGCGAUCAUGGAAACGUCCUUAUGGGGUUGGUCUCCUAGUAGGUGGAUUAGAUGAAUCAGGAGCUCACCUCUAUUACAACUGUCCGAGUGGAAACUACUUCGAAUAUCAGGCUUUUGCAAUUGGGUCUCGCUCACAAGCUGCAAAGACAUAUUUGGAACGCAGGUUUGAGAACUUUGUGAGCUCCUCACGGGAAGAUCUUAUCAAAGAUGCACUCAUUGCAACCAGGGAGUCCCUGCAAGGUGAAAAGCUCAGGAGUUCUGUUUGUACUAUUGCUGUGGUUGGAGUUGGUGAGCCAUUCCACAUUUUGGAUCAGGAAACUGUUCAACAGAUGAUUGAUGCUUUUGAGAUUGUGAAGGAGGAUGAAGCUCCACCUGCUGAACCUGAGCAAGCAGCUGAGCAGGGAGCUGCCGCAGAUCAGGGUACGGGUGCAGGUCAAGGUAGUGCUGAAAACCAAGGUGGUUCUCCUAUGGACAUUUGAUAAUUUAAGGUCAUGUACUAGAGGUGUUAAAAACAGAUAUUUACAGAUGAAUAGGUUCUUUGUUGAGUGUGUCAUGGGAGAAGAUUUAUCUUUGAUGGAUUUCUUUUCUUAAUCUUGUUUGUUUUUGCAAUUCAUCUUUGGUAAAUCAUUGUAAACGAUUUAAUGGCUGCCUUUGAUGGACUUGAACGCUCAAUUUCUCAUAUGCUCCUGAGAUACAAUUUACUGAAGUUCAUGGUGAAAAA
This is a messenger RNA of Lotus japonicus, 1260 nucleotides long. Its product is annotated as proteasome subunit alpha type-1-B-like. The record is from RefSeq and is a predicted model, not a curated record. The transcript has 2 exons. NCBI's taxonomy places the organism in Eukaryota, Viridiplantae, Streptophyta, Magnoliopsida, Fabales, Fabaceae. The coding region runs from base 179 to 1018 and encodes 279 amino acids. Gene Ontology annotation, cellular component: proteasome core complex; proteasome core complex, alpha-subunit complex. Gene Ontology annotation, biological process: ubiquitin-dependent protein catabolic process.